UUGCUUUAUCUCUCUCUUUCCUCCAUUGUUGAUGUGAUUCUCCACUAACUUCACUACAAACCCAUCUAACUUUACAAAAAGAGAGAACUAAAGAUCAUAUAUCAAGAACACAACAAUGGUUUUUUCCUCUAUUCCAGCUUAUCUUGAUCCAGCCAACUGGCAGCAGCAGCUAAAUCAUCAAGUUGGAACAACGACACAGGUCCCUUCCGUGCCGCCUGCGGCGGCGGCUGCGCCGCCGCCGCCGCAUGGAAGCGCGGGGACGAUUCGGCCGGGAUCUAUGGCGGACAGGGCGAGGCUAGCGAACGUACCGAUGCCGGAGACUGCUCUGAAAUGUCCUCGGUGCGAAUCGACGAACACGAAGUUUUGCUAUUUCAACAACUACAGUCUCACUCAGCCGCGGCACUUCUGCAAGACGUGCCGGCGGUACUGGACGCGCGGCGGCGCGUUGAGGAACGUGCCGGUCGGGGGCGGUUGCCGGCGGAAUAAGAGGAGUGGUAAGGGGAGUAGUAGUGGUGGUGGUGGGAGCGGUAAUAAUAAUAAGUCUCCUUCUAAUAGUAGUGAGCGGCAGGCGAGUAGCAGUUGCAGUGGCGUUUCCACUAGCAGUAUUAUGUCCGGAAAUUCCGGGGGCGGGUUGUUGGGCGGGCCGCAAAUUCCGCCGCUACGGUUUAUGUCGCCGUUAGGUCAACUCUCCGAGCACUACCCUACCGGAAAUGAUAGUAUUGGGCUCAAUAUCAAUUACUCCGGUCUUUCCGCCAUGGCAGGUCGAGACAAUUUUCCUUUCCAAUUCGGAAACAAUAACAACAAUAAUAACAAUAACAAUAACAAUAAUAAUCUGCUCGGUGGUGGAGGAGGAGGAGGGAUUGCUUCGCUUUUGUCAGGUGGUAUUGAGCAGUGGAGGCUUCAAACACCGAUCCUGGGGGGACUGGAUCUGUCCCAACCGGGACUGUACCAAUUCCCGGGAGGUUCGGAGGCGGCGCCGUCAGGUUUUCUCGGCGGCGAGACGAGUGAAACCAGGCCGAAGUUCACGAGUUCUUCGAUGCUGACUACUCAGAUGGCGUCGGUGAAAAUGGAAGACCAUAAUAACAAUCAAGAAUCAAGUAUGGCAAGGCAGCUGUUGGGGUUUCAACCGGGCAAUGACCAGUGGGGCGGCGCCGCCGCCGCCGCCUGGAGCGAUGUUUCUGCUAGUUUCAGUUCUUCUUCCACCACCAAUCGUCUAUAAUAUUAGUGUUAAAGCCGAGUCCAGCAUCCAGUCAUCCAAACGUGAUAUUAAGCUUUCAGCCAGUGGUAAGCAUUUAAUCUUGACAAUUGGAAUGAAGUAAGAGUGUGUGGCCUGCAAAACUCUCUUGCUUGCUCUUCAUGUAGUGAAGCUUUGAAUUUUAUGAGUGAAGCUUCAAUUCAGUGUAAAAUGGAUGCAGGCAUACACUUAAGGAGCUGUUUGGGGAGGGUUCUGAUGAUCUGGUUUUAACCCUAGAAGGUUUGCUAGUCUUAAUUAUAUUUCUUGUUUUGCAUUUUAGUUUGUAGUGGUAGCUCUCUUUGUUGUAGUAUGUAGUGAUAAUGGUUGGAGAAUUUGAGUGUUUAAUUUUAAUUUGGUGUUUCUUGUAGCAUUUAUUAAUGUCUUAAUUAGGCAUCAUGAUCUUAUUAAUUUUCAGAUUUUAGUUUGCAACUAA
Ipomoea triloba (trilobed morning glory) is the source of this 1667-nucleotide messenger RNA. Its product is annotated as dof zinc finger protein DOF5.1. The transcript has 2 exons. The coding region runs from base 116 to 1219 and encodes 367 amino acids. The record is from RefSeq and is a predicted model, not a curated record. Gene Ontology annotation, molecular function: DNA-binding transcription factor activity; DNA binding. Lineage: Eukaryota; Viridiplantae; Streptophyta; Magnoliopsida; Solanales; Convolvulaceae. Gene Ontology annotation, biological process: regulation of DNA-templated transcription.